GACGCAGAGUUUCCGCAGUGACGGCGCCACUCAGGUUCAGCGUCUCUCAGACCUUGUGGUGCCCUUAAACUUGAAGUCCAAACAACUCUACCGUCAUGGCAUCUCAAGUGCCAGGGCUUUCAGCUCUGACUAAACCGGGGUUAAUACCGGGUUUUAAGGUUACUAAAGAUCAGCUGACCACCAUCGUUCCCGUUGCAGUGGCCGCGGCUCUGAGCACCUACCUGCUGACACGCUACUUCAGUUCGCAGAGCAGCCCCAAGGGCAGGGUCAACAUGUCAAUCAACAAAGACAGCCCCAAAGUAGUGCACAGCUUCGACAUGGAGGACAUCGGCAACAAGGCCGUCUACUGCCGCUGCUGGAGAUCUAAGAAGUUUCCCUACUGUGAUGGUGCGCACACAAAACACAACGAGGAAACUGGUGAUAAUGUCGGACCUCUGAUCAUUAAGAAGAAAAACCCCUAAAUACUCAGUGAGUGUGUGUGUGUGCGUGUAUGUUUGCAUCAGUGUUUUCCAUCCACUGGAGGUGAGAGAACCCGAAUAAGGAUUUAAUAUCACAACUACUCUAAUUCGCAGUGUUAAUGUGUCUCAUUCACACAAGGACUUCCUGUAGCACUGCAGUCAUGCAUCAGCAAACAUACUGUAUUUCCUGUAAACAUAGUGUGGUUUUACUCUUGGGCUUCCUCUCUGCUUCUGACACAAACCAGAUCAUUUAAAUGUGCUUCAAAUGUACUCAAAAAUAACUUUGCACUACAGUGCAGAGAAAUGGAGGUCAGAGCUAUUACGCACAGUUCAAAUGAACAUUUCAGCGAACGUAACUUGAACAUUUGUGUAGAUGUAAAACUAAAACUAAACCAGGUUCCAUUUAAAAACAACAUAUGUGUAUAUUUUCUAUCAUGAUGUGUAAUUUGAAGGCCAUGUGUGUUUUGCUGUACGAUGAAGAUGUACAUUUUGAAUAAACGUAGUUUGAAAUGUU
This is a messenger RNA of Labeo rohita (rohu), 972 nucleotides long. RefSeq lists its product as uncharacterized. Gene Ontology annotation, cellular component: intracellular membrane-bounded organelle; mitochondrial outer membrane. Gene Ontology annotation, biological process: regulation of autophagy. Gene Ontology annotation, molecular function: 2 iron, 2 sulfur cluster binding. The record is from RefSeq and is a predicted model, not a curated record. The transcript has 3 exons. Bases 96 to 461 code for a protein of 121 amino acids. Lineage: Eukaryota; Metazoa; Chordata; Actinopteri; Cypriniformes; Cyprinidae.